UUAGUUUUUCUUUUCAGAAGUUUUUAGCUUUUUUGACAGCCAUACAAUUACAUGAAGGAUUAGUAGGUGUGUAAGAUUCCAUAACAUGUACUGCAGCCUUCGCAAUUCUUAUUGACACUCGGCAUACUUUUAAAGUUUACGAGCUCAUGUCAGCAAUUAUUUGAUGCAGUAAAAUCGCACAUAAGAAGUUCUUAUGGCUUUUGCGAUCACACAUGAAAACAAAAAAAUAAAAAAAACAUUGAAAACAAUUUGUAACCAUUUGUGGUUAAAUUAAUUCAUCAAGGAAAACACUGAAAUUUAUUUAAUUAAAUGCUGUUUUUUCUGCACUGAACUUGUAAUAUUUAAUUAUACUUUUAAACUAAUGUUUUUAAAUUGGAUAUUAUUUUAUAGUUUAUUAAGAUAAAUAAUGCUUCUUUCCAAUAAAAAAAUUGUAACUUCGGUAGCUAAAGAUAAAAAUUCACAUUUCACGAGCAAGAGGAAACAUUUCCCUAAAAUUAAAACUACAUUGAGAGCAAAAUGAUAUGUGAAAUGAGAGCGCUUUUAAUGCUAUAUAAUGUGUGGAAACAUAAAUUACUGACUGAAGUAGUAAGUUUACCAACGUGUUUUGUUCAAUUCAAAAACCAUGUCAGCAAAAUUUCGCCAACACGAGUUACAAGUACUGUAACAUGUUAAAGGAGAACUUGCAUACAAGAAAGUAUUGAUGGAAGAUGUAAUUGUGACUAUAUAAUUUAGACUAUGUAAUUUAUUAUCAAAUUGCGAGAAAAGUGUGUCAUAUUGGAAAAUGUUCAGAACUAGAUCAAAAUAUGAAGCAAAAUGAAACCAAAAAUUUAGCAUUGGAUGUGGAAGUAACAGAAGAUAGUUUGGAGUAUUUUUUGUCAGAGGAUCUGGUUUUCGUACAAUAUUUCAACAAUUUCCUAUCUCUCCCAGCUUUUUCACAACGUCUCACUUACAACGUAUUUAGUAGUUGUUUUGAAGAAUUCAAAAAUAUUCUUGUCAAUGAUAAUGAUGGAAAACAGGUAGCUUCGUUAAAAAGCAUUUCGAAGAGUGACACAGAUGAAAACAGAAGUAGAAUAAGCUACUAUGUGAAGUUUCUUGACAAACAGCAAGGUUUGGAUUGGGUUAAAAAAAAUCGUUUCCCAUUGUUUUUAAAAAGUGAAAUAUAUGCUGAUUUUAAGCUUUCAAAGUUAUUAUCAGAGUCACAAGUUGCUUUUUUAAACAAGCUGCUAAGCGAUGGAUACACAGCUUGUGAAGAUGGACUUAGCUAUUGUUCAAGCCCAUCAGAGAGAUCAGCUAUAUCGUGUGCUGAUACAAACUCUACUACUGAUGAGACUGCGUCACUAACAAUACCAUCAUAUGUAGAUGGUAAAGAUAUCAGUAAUUUACCCAAGUGGCAACAGAAGUUGUAUGUAAACUCACUAAGUGAAGGGAUAACACAAAAUGAAUCCGAAGUAUUUGAUGGUAAGAAAGUUGAAGAAUGCAACCAAGAUGGUAAUAGUAAAAUCGAAAAUGUUAGACAAAUAAAACCUGACGUGAGGAAGUAUGUAGAUGAGACAAUAGAUAGCUGGAAAAAGAAAUACUGUAUUAAACCACAUUUCGCCAGGCAACAUUCAGAUUUAGGUUUUGUCGAAGAAGUAGAUGAAGAAAAAGAUUCCGAAUAUGAUGAAGAAGAGGAUGGAGAGUAUAAUGGAGUGUAUAAUGAACAUUAUGGUGGACAAUUCGAUGAAGACAAUAAGCCGCUUGAAUCUUCUAGUGGCAUUAGACUUGACAAUAAUGAAAUAGUAGUUGAAGCAACACCAUCCAACAUUGCCAGCUGUGACAUUUCCGUUCAAAUUAAUGACAACUGCUUUUUUUUUCCUGACGACAAUCUAAAUCCUUUGAUAUAUGAAACUAACCGAGGCUUUAGUGCAGAAAAGAUUGAGUACUUUAUGAAUAAAUUAACUUAUAGGAGAUCAGUGGAAGAUGUAAAAUCUUGUAUGACAGAACAACAGGGUGAAGUGUUGAGUGAUUGUGAUGAUGCACAUAUCACUGAAAUAUUGCUGGCUGUAGAUCAGCGUCACAACACUCAAUAUGAAAAAAAGAUAUCUGAUGAAUUAUCUGCAAGUAUUUUUAAAUAUCCCUUGUGUUUUCCUCUGAAUUUAUCAUGUAAGCAAGGCUUGGAUGCGUUUAAAGAAUUUUUAUUUGGAACACCUGGCGAAAAGAAUUUGUUGCUUUGGUUAGAUGUUGAAAGAGCAAGACAUUUAGAUCAAGUAGAGAGAGAAAGAAUGUUGAGAAAUUUGAAAGAUCGAUUUAUACGUUCUGGAGCACCUUAUGAAGUCCCUACUGCGAUUCGAAAAAGUUGGGGACUUACUGAUGUUACAGAGAUUAGUAUGGAGAGGUUGAUUUUCAUAAGAAAAAAAAUUGUUGAUCCACUUUUGAAAUACUGGUGUCCACGCUUCACAUAUCAUCAAUAUCAAGAAAAGAAGAAAUAUUAUAAUGAGUUGUGUUAUCAUGAACGAAUGCGACGUGAGUCACGUGACAGGCUUGCUCAAAGACCGAUGUCAUGCGUAAAUCACUUGAAAACUGAAAGCAAGAUCAGUUUAAAUGGUUCCUUUACUGAUUCGGAUUCUGGAAUAUUCUGUACAGAUCAAGUGGAAAGAUUGGAUAGCGGUAUCACAAGAAAGAUGCUGCGCGUAAAAUCUGCUUACCCUCGUCUGAUGUCAGCAAAAUCAACCAAUCAAACAAACGCUGGUAGCGAGCAGUUACAACUUGUAUCAAGUUUUCAUGACGGAGGUUUCGGAUUCAAACCACCCGUGCCGAAGUAUUUUCAUAAUGAUGCUUCAAAUUAUGACCACAAGAGUAAUUUUCGUCUUUAUAUACAACCUAUUCCAACAUUUAGUUCGACUGCAUCGAAUAUAAAAAGCACACCAAAUUUUAAAGAGGACGAAGAUCUAAACGGAAGUACAGAAUACGAUAAAAAAAUGGAUUUUCUUGUAGAUGUUUUGUUACAUGAGAAACACACUGGCAAUUAUUUCCUGAAAUAUCUGGAACAGCAAAAUGUGAAACUUUGGCUUGACUGUUAUAUGUUUUGGCAUGCGUUGCAGGAGUAUACUGAGCACUUUUUUGCAGAUGUUUUUACUCCUCUCUGUGUGAAAAGAAAAGCUAAUUAUAUUUACACGGUGUAUGUGACAUCAAAAAGCGAACAUGAUUUGCAGUGUUCUGUGGAUGUUCAAACAAAGAUAUUUCAACAGUUGGAUCCGCCAUACGAAGAUUUGUUUGAUUGUGUUGAGCAACGAGCGCUAGAUAUCCUUAUUCAACCGUGCUUACAGUUAAGCAUCAAAGAGAGGCUAAACUAUAGGCAGUUGAAACCAGAAGAGGAGUUAAAGUACAUCGAAGUAAAUAAAAAAUGGCGUUACGAGGAUAACUCGACGUCAGACGAACUUGUUGAUGCCAGUGUCACAAGUUGUGAUGAGGAGGAGGACAAAAUAUCCCCUGAUGAAGUCGACACUCCAUUUCCUACCUCUCAAGAUGGUGUUGACUUUGAAAGCCUGCUAAAAAAUAAAACCGAGCUCGAAUAUUUUCAAUCUUUUUUGGAAUCCAGGCACAGACAAGGUAUCGUUGAUUUAACAGCGUGGACGGACAUGGAGUUGUUCAGACGCUUACCACAACCGACUACCGCCAAAGAACAAGAAGAACGAGAUAGAUUAUGUAUCGAAAUUCGCGAGAAGUGGUUGAACAAAAGUUAUUUUUUCGGUAGCAAUUCACCAGCUUCAAAAGAAGCUAUUAAACAGAUUUUAGAGCUCGCAGGUGGUGUAAAGGUUCUCCCUUCCCGUCCAAGUAGUCCAGUUAUUCUUGAAACUCAAAAAUACGCGCGCGGUCGUGUUGAACGAAGAUGGAUGAAGUUGUACAAAGAAACGAAGGAGUAUAAAGAAAGAAAGAAAAAGAAAAGUUGUGUCGCUGAACUUGUUGAAGAUUUAGUUAUGAAGAAAAAAUUACAACGCAGUGAACAAGCAUGGAGAUUGUUGAAUAGCCGUUGGAACGCAGGAGGUCGUGAUGUAGCAGCGCUUCGCAAAGCUUUAUCUGAUCCUGGUGAACGUGAAGUUUUUCGAAGAUUUAUCAGUAUCCAUGGUGACAUGAUGGAAAACAAUUUAAACUUUUGGUUGGAAGUGCAAAAAUAUAAGGAGCUGUGCCACAACCAUGUGGAAGGGAAGCUUAUCAAACGAAAAAUACAAACUAUCAUUGAUGUUUUUAUAAAAUCAUCCCUCCCACCUGAGUUACAAGUUGACAUACCAAUUGAAAUAGCGGAGAGGUUGUACGACAAGGCUUGCGGAAGACCGCCCCAGCGUGGCCCCUACUUGUUUCGCGAAGCCCAGGCGACUGUGUUUAGGCUGUUGUAUAAUUUUUGGAAGGAGUAUAGCAUCUUUCGCUCGCAAUUAGACGAUGGAGUAAGUCCAGCUCAAUCAUUACAACAUUUACAAAAACAGCAUGCUGAUGACAUCACAAGAAAGAAAAUGCUAAUCGAGCGAAGAAGAUUGUCGAAGUUGAUAAAUGAAAAGAAGAAGAAGCGAGAAUAUAUACCGAAAGAAAGAUCAAAACCUGCUGAUUUGAUUAGUUACAUGACGAAGACGAUUGAAUCGAACGCCGACGCAGAGAAUGAUCACUUGACCACUUCGUUCGCUUACUCGAAAUAUAUUGCUCAAACUGAAUUGAAGUCGUUGGAAGCAAGAAUGAAGAAGGAAGGAAUAUCUCUACAAGACGUUCCAGAAUCAAACAAGUUAGAUUUAUUAAAAGACAAACCUCUUGGUGACAAUACUUCGGACAUUUCAGUGGCAAGAAAAUCCUUCAAGUCGAUAUUUACUUUGGAUGCGGUGCCUUCAUCCAACAACAACAACAACAACAACCGCAAAACAAGUCAGUUAUUUGAAUGCAGUUUAGAGCAGAACACAAACAGAGAAUCUAAACCAAGCCUUUCAAAAGUAACAAGCGUGCAUUUUAACAUUGCUCGCAAAAGUCAAAAUUUACAAAAAAGCAGUACUUGUGGAAAGUCGACAUCUCGGUUUGAUAAAAGCGCUCGUAUGUCUGAGAAAAAGAACUUAGAUCAAUUUAAACGUGGUCAGUUAGAGGUCUUAGAAGAGGGUAAGAAAUCUGGUAAUCGAUUGACAGCAAAAUCGUUGAAAGAGUUUGAACAAUCUGAAAAAGGCAAACCAUUAAAAGAUGCUUCAGUUUUGAACCGUAUUACAGCUCCACUUCCGACAACCACACAUGUAAUGAUGUUUCCCAAGAUUGAGUAUGCCUGUGAUCCGAAAUCGGAUGUUAUUAAGAGAACGGUAAAAAAUGUUGUAAACCCACGGUUACCACGAAAUGCUGGCACUGCUACCAUUUUGAAAAAAAUGGAGAAAGAAAGACCUAGGGUUGAAAGCCCACCUCCAAAAAUAAUGGCGGAUGUUGUUGUGUGCUGAUAAAUAAAAGAUUUGGAUGAAAGUUAUGUUGUUUUUUUAUGUAAAUAAAGUUAAAGAAAUAUGCAGUGGGCUGUCUCUAUCUUAAUGUCUUCAUAGAACAUCGCCUUUGUUUCUUUUGUCAUUUGUUAUUUUUUCAUUUAUCUCUAACUUUUCUUAUUGAACAAAUUUUCCUUAUGAGAUUUCACUAUAUAGUAAUAUAUUAUGUGUAUAUUUUUGUAAUAUUUUUAUGUAUAAAUUUUAGAGUGCCUUUAUUGUGUCAUCUAUUUAUUUUCAGAUAUAUUUAUACAUCAAAGAUCAAUAUUAUGGUAUAUAUUUUUUUAAUUUUAAGGUGGAGUUGAAAGUUUCCUUCGUCUUAAUUGAAGUAAAAUUUUAGACCGUAGACGUCUCUUACACCAACCAAGUAAUAACUGCGUAUGUGCAGUAGCACUUAUUUCGGUGUGUUUACGUUAGGUUUUUACUCGCAUCAUGUAGACAAUACAACGCUUCUCAACAGAGACCAAGGUGAUUUAAUUAGCGCGAACUGAAAUUCAUUUAAACGCCGCCUAAGUGUUAUGGCAGGGGAUAGAAUUAAAACAUUUAAAAAUUUACCUACAUAUAACAGAAGUCGUACAGAGUCUAGAAAGCAGGAUUUGACCUUAAAACUAGUAGAAGCGAAGAGACUUUGUAAAAUCGUGGUAUGGUUGGAAAUAAUUUUUUAUUAUUUUUAAUGAUGACAAAUAAUAUAUUUUAAAGAAGGAUGGUUUUGUAGAAUUUUUAACUUUGUUAGAUUAUGGUUAAGCAACCGAAUAUACGAACUUUGUAAAUAAAAUGAGACAUGAAAGUUU
Hydractinia symbiolongicarpus is the source of this 6259-nucleotide messenger RNA. Its product is annotated as regulator of G-protein signaling 22-like. The record is from RefSeq and is a predicted model, not a curated record. Gene Ontology annotation, biological process: regulation of signal transduction. Gene Ontology annotation, molecular function: G-protein alpha-subunit binding. Lineage: Eukaryota; Metazoa; Cnidaria; Hydrozoa; Anthoathecata; Hydractiniidae. The transcript is spliced from 24 exons. Bases 804 to 5435 code for a protein of 1543 amino acids.